This is a messenger RNA of Phalaenopsis equestris, 1293 nucleotides long. RefSeq lists its product as uncharacterized. NCBI's taxonomy places the organism in Eukaryota, Viridiplantae, Streptophyta, Magnoliopsida, Asparagales, Orchidaceae. Gene Ontology annotation, molecular function: microtubule binding. The coding region runs from base 132 to 989 and encodes 285 amino acids. The record is from RefSeq and is a predicted model, not a curated record. Gene Ontology annotation, biological process: plasmodesmata-mediated intercellular transport. The transcript is spliced from 5 exons.
CGUUGUACCUUUCCUUGCUUCUCUCGUUCAACACUCGAUCCAAUUCUGCUACAGUCUCCCUCCAUUGCUCCUCUAAUCUCCGAUUCUCCUCUUGCCGCUGAUACUUCUCUGAUAUCUGCUUUCUCUGCCGAAUGGCGGACUCCCAGCGAUGCUUCACUGAGAGAGAUCUCCCUCCUUCCACAUCUACCGAGAACAGCAGCUCCGGCAGCAAUGUGGAUCGGGUUCUUUUCAAAAACCUCGUUGAAAUGGUCCCUCUCGUCGAAUCACUCAUGGAUAAGAGGGCGAGUUCGUCUUUUGCGCGGCGAGCUUCCAUUGUGCACACACCAGCUCCUCAGCUGAGAAGGCAGGGUGCAGAUUACAAGAGCAAAAAAGUGGCUCAGACUAAUUCGAUAAAGACAACGAGGGAUGCAGAAGAAAGUGUCCAAAAUGAUAUAAAUGAGCUUCUUUUCUUACGGGAUCAAGUUGCUGAGCUACAGAAAAAGUUAAUAGAGAAGGAGGAAGCGUUAAAAUCUGCUGAGAGUUUAACUAAUCAAGUGAAUGAAACUCAUGCAUCAGUAGGUGAACUGAGACGCCAAGUUGUUGAGAAGGAUGCAUUGAUCAAAUCUACCAAUGUGCAGUUACAUAAUGCUAAGAUCAAACUUGCUGACAAACAAGCUGCCUUGGAAAAGAUAGAGUGGGAAGCUGAGAUGUCAAAGAAAAAAUUAGAGGAACUUCAAGUUGAUGCUGUCUCUAAUGAAUUAGAGAUUAGUGCAAUGAUGACUUUGUUUGAAGCAAUUGCAAAUAGUGACUCUUUUCCAUGCAUUGAUGAUACUUCUUUUGAACCGCUUCCCCAUCUACAGGAGGACAUCAAAGGAAUUGACUUGGUGAAAAUGGAAGAAGCAAGAAUGGGCUACUUGUCAGCUCUUGCUGCUGCAAAAGAUGAUCCCACUGAUGAAACUUUAGCUGCUGCUGCUGCGGCGAGACUCACGCUACAAUCUUUAGUCUACUAACUCUUAAUGUUUAUAUGUUUUAUUGUUUGGCAAAGUCUCAGGGAUGAUGCUUUCUGCUGGGAUUGAAUCAAUAGGAAGAGAGAGUUCUAUAAAAAAGACAUUUUUUUAUGGAUUUUCAAAUUUUGUUGUAGUUUGGCACUUUGCUAUGGCAAAAAGGGUAGAUGUGAAAUUCAGGCAUUUUGCGAGCGCUAAAUGUGAAGUAGUAUUCUUUAGUGCUGAUUGUAGUAAUAGAUAUGAUGAGUGCUGCUGCUAUAUGGCAGGCAUCUUGGAUAGCAUUGGUGGGUGUUUGGAUUUGUUUUAAUUU